Molecule: messenger RNA, 795 nt
Organism: Pyrus x bretschneideri (Chinese white pear)
Lineage: Eukaryota; Viridiplantae; Streptophyta; Magnoliopsida; Rosales; Rosaceae
Exons: 1
Coding region: 1-795 (264 amino acids)
Molecular function (GO): protein dimerization activity
Source: RefSeq, a predicted model, not a curated record
AUGACAAUUUGGUAUGAAAUAUUGGCUGCUGAUAAUGAGGUUAGCAAAUAUUUGCAAUCAAAAGACAUGCUUAUUGAUGUUGCUAUACAACAAGUACAAGGAUUGAUCAUUUAUUUUGAAAAGUACAGAGAAAUUGGGUUUGCGGAGGCUAUGAUUAAUGCUAAAAAACUUGCUAUUGAAAUGGAAAUUGAUCCCAUGUUUCCAGAAAAGCGUCAAGUUUGUAGAAAAAGACAUUUUGAUGAGAAUAAAGGUGAAUCAUCCCAACCAACUGAACAAUCAGCAUUGUACAUAAUAGAUCAAACUAUUGGUUCACUGAAGAGAAGGUUUGAAGAAUAUCAAGUGUAUGAUGAUAUAUUUGGGUUUUUGUUCACUUCAGAAUGGUUGAAUUCGAUAGACAAUGAUAAAUUGAAAGAUUGUUGUGAUUGGCUUCAAAACUUUCUCAAGAAAGCUGAACUCUUUGAUGUUGAUGGGGAUGCAUUAUUAGUAAAGUUGAAGUUUUUACGAGAGCGUUUGCCAAAAGAAAUAAAGACACCCAUUGACAUAUUGAACUACUUGAAGAGGAUGCAUUGUUUAUCGACUGCAAGCAUUGCAUACAGAAUUUUGUUGACUGUACCUGUUAUCGUUGCAUCUGCAAAAAUGAGUUUCUCAAAGUUAAAGUUAUUAAAAUCAUACUUGUCAACCAUGUUGCAGGAAAGGUUAAAUGGACUUGAAAGUGAUUUUUUAGACAAAAUUGAUUAUGAAGGUUUAAUUAAUGAUUUUGCAGUAAAGAAUGCAGGAAGAGCCAUCUUUAAGUGA